GAUAGUUGAGUCUAGCAUGAUAGAGUGUUCUGGAACCUGUGCUAGGAUGAAGGAUAAUUGCAAUGCUGUGCAUUUUGAAGCUUCAAAUAACACGUGUUCACUUGCACAGUUGAUUUUACUGGAGGAGCUACCUGAGGAGGAAGCAUUUCCUGUGUUCAUUGAAACUCAAGCAUUCAACUCUCUGGAACAGAAAGAAAAUUUUCUUCUAAUUGGACAAGGGAUUGACAAGGUCCAAUCAUAUCCGUGUAAUUUUACUUUGCCCAUAGGAAAUAUAGAUUUCCAACUAGGAGGGAUUGCUGUACUGAAAGGAAAAAUUCACAUAUACAACUUUAAAACCAAUAAGUGUUACCACCGUAGCAUGGUGUUGUCUGGACCCUGGGACGAAACACCAGACUGUGUUACACCAGCUAGAAACAGCCCCACUAUGACAACUGUUGGAGAAAAUAUAUUAAUGACUGGCGGAUAUGUAGAAAGUAGUUCAUCAAGUUUGGAUACUAUUGAAUCCUUUGACGGUACAACGUGGACAACUCUUAGCACUAAACUUAGUCGUCCAAGAAUUGCUCACUGUUCUGUAGGGAUAAGUUAUACGGAAAUGAUUGUGCUUGGAGGUAUGAAUGGCCCAUGGCAAAUGAGACUAGUAGAGAAAUAUGAUGCUGAUGGUAACAUGAUAGAAACUUUACCAAACCUUAUCACUGGAAGAGGUUACUUUGGAUGUGGAUUUUAUCAAGGAGAAAUCUAUGCAGCAGGUGGAAAUGGCAUGUCGAGUGUGGAGGUGUACAAUAUGCAGAGCAAGAGGUGGAGAGCAAUUGCCAACUUAAAAUCAAAUGUAUUAUUCCCUAAUUUUCAUGUAUACAAGGAGAAGCUUACUAUGUUCGGUUCUGAUAAUUCAAUCCAGAUAUAUAAUGGAGAAACAUGGGAGUUUGCUUCAGAGUCUCUUAAAAACAACUUCUACAGGGGUGUCUCAGUCAAAGUACCCUGCCAUUGAACAUCUUGAAUUUUGCUCACCAAUUUUCAUUAUUUGCUGUUUUGCUUCAAAAAGGAGCAUAUACAUUUUUUAGGAGGCCUAGAAUACCAUCAAGCAUGAAGCAAAUAAUAAAAUAGUAGCAUUUAUCAAUAUUUGGCGUUAAUUAACUUUACAAGCUAGCUGUGCUGUAAACUUUUAAGAUUAUAGAAUA
Molecule: messenger RNA, 1175 nt
Organism: Eurytemora carolleeae
Lineage: Eukaryota; Metazoa; Arthropoda; Copepoda; Calanoida; Temoridae
Product: kelch-like protein 20
Exons: 10
Coding region: 17-985 (322 amino acids)
Molecular function (GO): protein binding
Source: RefSeq, a predicted model, not a curated record